GGUUUGCAGGUCAGAUUUGGGCCACAGCGCGUGAGGUUCUGCCACCUUUCUGACUAGAACUCCGGCAGAGUAGCUCACCGGGGCCCUCUGAGAAAGUUUCUGAUGUUGCGUCUUGGAUUAUGGCACAAUUUUGUUGCAGAUCACUGUUCACCUGGGCAGUCCUAGGGAUGAGGUGGUCUUUUGAGAUGUGACAGCUUAGCUACUUAUGAUUCUAAAUACUUAUCAAGUUUGUGCAAGCGAACAAGUUUGUAAUCUAAAUGAUGGAGUUAUGUACAGUACUGAUGUAGGGAAGUUGUGAAGCUGUUUACAGAAUAAGAUUCUCAGCUCUUGUAUUCUUUGGCCAUAAUUUUUUGUGUUCUGAAUGUAUAUUUCCCAUCAAUUUUGCUUCCGUAUAUGAUUUAACUGAGUUUUGGGUUGUUUGUUCAGGGUCACAAGAGUUAUGUCCCAAAUAUGAUCAGUGGAGCAGCUCAAGCAGAUAUUGCUGUUCUGGUUAUUUCUGCCCGUAAAGGGGAAUUCAAAACUGGAUAUGAGAGGGCUGGGCAAACCCGUGAACAUGUUCAGCUUGCAAAAACUUUGGGCUUAUCUAAGCUGUUUGUGAUUGUGAACAAAAUGGAUAAUCCCACUGCUCAAGUGAAAGUUCUUGCCAUUUACUGUGAUGAAGAUAAGGCUACACGUGUUGGACCUGGUGACAAUCUGCAGGUUAAGUUAUCUGGAAUUGAAGAAGAGGACAUAUUAUCUGGUUUUGUCUUGUGUAAUGUUGCAAAACCAAUACCAACAGUCACUGAAUUUACAGCCCAGCUGCAGAGCCUUGAGUUGCUUGACAAUGCAAUAUUUACAGCUGGGUAUAAAGCUGUCUUGCACGUUCAUUCUGUUGUUGAGGAAUGUGAGAUUGUUGAGCUGCUACAACAAAUUGAUCCCAAGACAAGAAACCCAUGAAAAAGAAAGUUCUAUUUGUUAAGAAUGGUGCUGUUGUUGUUUGCCGCAUUCAGGGAAAGAAGUUUUGCUUUGAAGUCGAGACUAGCCCAAUUAUAUCUGAAACAUUUCUCUGUGUUCAAAAUUUGGUUCAUGAAUUAUGUCCUUUUGGCAAUAUCAUCUCAGGGGAAAAAUUUGAUUUGUGUUUGAGAGAUUCCCAGAUUUUGCACAACUUGGAAGGUUUACUCUUCGAACUGAAGUUAAGUGACUGCAUUUUCAUUAUUCAUGAAUUACCCUGGGCAUGCAGUGUGUAAUUUGGAUUACUGUGUCUACAGGAAAAACAGUUGCAGUGGGAAAAGUCAUGGACAUUCCUUCAAGUGCCAGUGCAUAAAAAGGUUUUGUUGUUAGAGGUAUAUCCACCGGACUCUCCUUACGAAUGGGUGUUAGGUUGCAACACAGAAUCGUCUUAAAUGAAGUUGCCGCGUUAACAAUAUAUCGAUAUCUUAAGGAGAGAUGAGAUGCCAAUGCCACAGGUGCUUGGCAUUGGUACUUUUGAUAUACUUAUGGGUAUGUAAUGUUUAACUUAUACACCCAUUGGCAUUUUUGGAACACAUGAUUGUAAUACAUGGUUUUCACAUCAGUCAGUUAGAAAAUAUUUAGUUUUGGUUUGGGCAUUGUUUGCCAUGAAAGCAUUUAGUUUGUCAUUUAGGUUUUAGGACAAUAUAUAUGAGUGUAAAAACUUAUUUACUGCCCUUUCAUCGUCUAUGGCAUCCUGGUAGUAAAUUGAACUGGCUGAU
Messenger RNA from Rubroshorea leprosula, 1709 nucleotides. NCBI's taxonomy places the organism in Eukaryota, Viridiplantae, Streptophyta, Magnoliopsida, Malvales, Dipterocarpaceae. The record is from the annotation of a GenBank genome assembly.